UCACCGCCCUCCCUUUGUAGUUGACAGAGAGGGGCGGGAACGCAAACACUUGGGCGGGUAUAAAGGAGGCGGCAGGAGCUCAUGACCGCUCAGAAAACAGCGAGCCAGCAGCUCAGCCUCCAAGAGCUCCAACAGCCAGGAAAUUACCGAGCAUCUCCGAGGAGUAUCUGCUUCAGCUUCUACCAACAGCACCAUGUGGCUCGCGGUGUUGACUGCUGCCUGCGUCACUCUGCUCAGCUACGCGGAGCUCACGACGGCGGCCGGCGGUUUAUUUAACUCCAACGCCAUCAAGGUGGGUCCAGCCGUGGCCAGCUCGGGUCCGGCGGUCAGCGAGAGUCCACAGGUGUUUCCCGUGGAUGAGGGCAGUCAGAACUUCGCCACCGAUACGAUGCAGCCUCUCGUUUGCGUGGUCGACGAGCAGUGCGCUGAAGAUGAGUUCUGUUUCCGGUCUCGCGGCGCGUGCCUCCAGUGUAAGAAGCGGAGAAAGCGCUGCAUCCGGGACGCUAUGUGUUGCCCUGGCAACCACUGUAACAACGGAGUGUGUCAACCAAAUGACCCUGACAUUGCUCUACAAGCUGGAGUAGAAGAGCUUGUGCUUGUCAGCACCCCACAUGAGGACAACGCCACAGUGGUACUGCAGUCCAAGCCAGCAACUCAAGGUCUGCCUCAAAACCUGAAAGGUCUUGAGGGCGAGACCUGCCUGAGAUCUUCUGACUGUGCAGAGGGGCUGUGCUGUGCCCGUCAUUUUUGGUCUAAGAUCUGCAAGCCUGUCCUAAAAGAGGGCCAGGUUUGCACCAAGCACAAGCGAAAAGGCACCCAUGGACUGGAGAUCUUCCAGCGCUGCGACUGUGAGGAAGGUCUGUCUUGCAGGACGCAAAGAGGAGACCACAGCAAGUCCUCUCGAAGCCUCCAUACUUGCCAGAGACACUGAAAUGCAAUUUGCUGAUAUCAAGGAUUUUUUUUCCUGAAAGCUCCUGGAUAGUCGGACCAGUCUGAAAGAAAAAAAGAAAAGCUAAGUCAACGGAAGAUGGAUUUUGAUUGGGAUACUCUGUUUUUCUUUAUCUUGUUUUUAUUUCUUUCUAUCUACAAUUUGUGUGUCAGCAU
Molecule: messenger RNA, 1104 nt
Organism: Colossoma macropomum (tambaqui)
Lineage: Eukaryota; Metazoa; Chordata; Actinopteri; Characiformes; Serrasalmidae
Gene: dkk1b
Product: dickkopf WNT signaling pathway inhibitor 1b
Exons: 4
Coding region: 194-931 (245 amino acids)
Biological process (GO): negative regulation of canonical Wnt signaling pathway; multicellular organism development
Cellular component (GO): extracellular region
Molecular function (GO): co-receptor binding; receptor antagonist activity
Source: RefSeq, a predicted model, not a curated record